Fusarium graminearum PH-1 is the source of this 3447-nucleotide messenger RNA. RefSeq lists its product as uncharacterized. NCBI's taxonomy places the organism in Eukaryota, Fungi, Ascomycota, Sordariomycetes, Hypocreales, Nectriaceae. The transcript has 3 exons. The coding region runs from base 1 to 3447 and encodes 1148 amino acids. The record is from RefSeq and is a predicted model, not a curated record.
AUGGCUGAGAACGAGUCUCCCGCAAGGGAACCUUCCACUCGUGGUCGUGGCCGCGGUGGGAGAGGUCGUGGCGGUCGAGGUAGAGGAGGUGGUCGAGGUGGCUCUACUGCUGCAGUAUCCAAGGCGGCCACUGCAAAGGUCGGUCGUGGUGGCUCACGAAGAGGCCGAGCCAAGAACUUUGCGGAUUCGCGUGUCCAAGCUGCUUAUGAGCGUCAACGGCAUCUCAAAGCCAAUUACCAGGCUGUUGCUCACGCGCUCAAGCCAGCUCUGCAAGAGCUUGCCGAACGCACCAUUGAUGAAGCCUUCCAAAACCCUGACAAGCAUAAACAUGCUCAAGAGUUCAUACCUCUCAUGCAAGAGCUCCAAGAUAACCUCGAUGCUAAAAUAGCCGAGUAUACGCGGCGCUACAACAGAGACAAAGAGCUUGCUGAGCAUUUGCUCAAGGCCGAUCAUUAUGUUGCCCAACAAGAAUACCUGAACGGUUGCGCAGAUCUCACGGAUCAGUUCUACGAAGGACAAGACAACCGUGCUCGCAUUCUCAAUUCAUUGUAUGACAAAGAUCUUCCUGUCGAUGUCGUCGAUGAUCAAUACGAAUACAAGGUCAUCAGCGACGAACAUUUUGACGAAGAAUUUGGACUUUAUGUGUGCAGGUUGGAUGGUAACCUGGUUCCUUACCCUUCUCGUGUCCCAGGAACUGCCAUGUGGCAAAAGGGACGCGAUAAUGAAGUGGCCGCCACUGCUGCUGUCAGUGCUCCUACCACUUCUGCUCCCGCUUCUCAAGUCAAGAGUACCCGUGGCCGAGGUCGGGGUGCCAACAAGCGUAGAGCACAAGAUCAGCCCGAAGGCCAACCUACCCCCAAGAAGAACACCAGAAGUAACCCUGACGAUGCCGCUGCAUCUCACUCACUUUCUGCCCCAGCCCCUGCCAAAGGUCUUCUUGCUAGUGCUGCAGAAGUUGAGGCAACGCCUGAGGGCACGCCAGCUGAGUCAGACUCCACUCCAGCAUCCCCAGAGCCUCCAGCCUUUGUCAACGGCAUUGCACAUGCUGCUGUCGCUAGGGCACAGAAUCACAGACUGCAAACUCGCGAGAAGAGCCCUCCAUUGCCAAAGAACAUGGGCGAGGCAGAUGAGUAUGGCUUUCGGAUGUUCAACCAGAAACCGUCCAUGCGCGAGAAGGGUAUUAGCAGUCGUCUUUUCGUGCCUCGACCGUUCGAGUUCGAGAAAUGGGAGAUUGGUUUUAGAGACUCUUCCAAUGACUCUAGCAAGGGCCACAGCCGUGCGAAGCGCGGCAAGUAUCUCGAUACUCCUGACAGCAAUGGUUUGUAUAUUGAUGCUUGGUGUAACGGUUUCGACUUUUCAAACACAAAGCCAUCCGACUUUGACAAGGAAACCGUGAAGCGUUUUGGAGUUCACCCCAAAUUUGGCAUCAUCUUGAGAGAUGCACCUGUUCCCGAAGCUGAAAAGACUCCUCACGUCAUGCCAGGAAAACCUGUGGUCUAUAUCGCGAACCCUUCGGGUCGAAUUUCACAUGCUUCUCGCUCCUUCUUGAAGACUAUCAACCACCGUCGUGUGGAGGAUAACCCGUAUCGUGCCAAGGUCGGGGCUUCGAUGAGACGGUUCUGCAAACUUGGAGAUAUCGACCUCGAUGAACUCGACAUCUCUGAGUAUGUUCGAUCAGAAGACGAGCUGCGAAGCAAUUCUUUGGGUACUGCUCUCAAGGAACUUGAAGCCAGACCUGUUGUCAGCCGGGAACCAUCGGAAUCCGAGGAGCCCGAGACUGAAGAACAAGUGAUCAAAGUAGAGGAUGUGAUAACCGCACAGCCUGAAGUCGGAUUUACCGGUAUUUCAGUUCUCGCCCUUGCUAGUGCUUUCCUCGAAGCCGAGGGACACAAAAAGGCACCCGAGCCUGCGCCCGCGCCCAAGCCUGCUCGAUACGAUGCCAUUCGCGACGUUUUCACCGAUUCAAAGCCUGCACCGGCUCCUAAGCCAGACACUAACCCCAGCGUUGGCCUCGAUAUUCUGGCUGCCUUGAGUGACGUUGCAGGCACUCCCAACGAACCUGCUCCCGUUGAAGAGCCGCUUCCAGUCUACGAGGCUGCAGAAAUUGAGUAUGCAAUGGGCUAUGAGCCAGCACCAAUGUCUGAAACUUCUCACAUGAUCGAGUCAAUUGGGGUUCAAGAACAGCCAGUCUACCGCGAUGCUAUGACAAAUGGUAUGGGCCCUGCGUGUAUUUCCUCACAUGGAAUUCAGGAGCAUGAUCCUCGAGGAUCGAUCUCCCGAAACAAUGAGCUCCCACCCGUCACUCCAAGCCAGGCACCUAUCGACCCUCGUUUCAACUCCAACCUUGUUGAGGUACCUCAAGGCUAUAUGCACCAGCCCCACGCUCAGCUGCCAAUGCAAUCAAGCGGCUCAGUGCAUGGUCAUCCCGGGGAGGCCCUGCCCUACCCACCUAUUCAUGACCCCAACGUGCCACAGCAUCCGUCAGUACGACAUUCUGAGUACCCUCCCCCCCCUCCCUCUCAGGGUCCUCCAGUUCAAGACCAGGGGACAUAUCUGUCACAUAACAGCUACCCGAACCCAGAUCACCGUGAUGCUCAUAUGGCCUCCGGCCGCCCUAUCGAUCCCGGAUAUCCACCCCGUCGAUUGAGCUACGCUCCCGAGGCUCCUAGCUACUCCCGUCAAUACUGGUCGCAGCCUCCACCACCUCCCGGUCCUACAAUUGCUGCCUCCGCUCCUCCAGGACCGGCUUCAGGCUCAGUGCCGUCUCACUACUCAUCUCCAGCUCCGCCUUCGGCCCGGAUACCCUUUUCUCACAACGGUAGUGCCGAGCCUCUACCUCCCCUACGUCCAUCGAGGGGACGCAACCAGUCCCUUCAGGACGAGGCACUUUUGGAACCUAGUUUACGGUCGCCUGGUUCAUACUACCCUCCUGGCCCUCCUCGCUCUUACCACCGAGGAGGCUACCAUGGCCCCGAGCCACAUGGGCAACCGCAACUGCAGCCCAUCACAACGGAUAGAAUCCUGCCAAACCCGCAGACUGCCGGGCAAAGUUACAUGACCUCGCCUCAUCAAGGCUACGCACAUCAAGUACUAUCUCCAACGUAUGCGAACCCCCCUCCUAUGCCUCCGCACAUGGCUCAAAGCCCUCAAGACAAUCAUCAGGGUCUGCCCAGUUCGGUUCAUCGUCAUCGAUCUACCCCUUCAGGGUCGUCUGAUGCCGGUAACAAGUACCGCAAGCUCCAACCCGCCCCCGUUCCCGCGCAUCGAUCGUGGCCGAAUAAGCCCGAACUUAAGACCAUCCCGUACGACCACAAAGAGACCGGGUCUGUCGCCGCACUUCCUAGCUCUGGCCCGACUCAAAUUCGAGGAUGGAGCGUAAACCAACCACGCAAGCGAGGCAGCAAGGAGAAGGGCGAGCCUGGCCAAGAUCGAGAAGACUCGCGAUAG